AUGUCACAGAGGACCGGCCUGUCCCCCUCCAACGUCUCCGAAGCAUCGACAUCGUCGCAGCCCUCAGUCGCUCAGCCUUCGGGCUCCGGGGACGUCACGUCGCCCGAGGCUAGAAAAUAUGUCACUCAGGCAUGCCAGCCGUGCCGUGCCAAGCGCUCCAAGUGUGACAACGCCCAUCCCACCUGCUCAGCCUGCGUAGCGCGAGGAACGCUAUGUGUCUACUCCGAUGUCGACCGCCGGAGAGGCAAGUUGAGGGCGAACGAGACGGACGCUCUGCAAGAGCGAGUCCGGAAGGUCGAAAACAUUAUCAACGUUCUGACGCAGCGAUCCGAGGAGGAGGCGUACGACCUGCUGAGGAGGAUGAGGACUAACCCACCUCAAUCUCUGGGCAGUGAGGGGUUGGCUGAAUGGACGCAGGCACGGGAGAGGGAGGGGGAAUUCAAUGCUCCGGCUGCACGCGUCUACACGGUCCAUGACCCUCCACCGGAACACCUGAUACAGUACGGCAUCAGAGCAUUCUUUGGCAGCACCUAUACAUUAUUCUAUAUCUACGAAAAACAAGAGAUGGACGACCUCCUGAACAGGGUAUACCGAACCCACGAAGCCGUCGACAAUGCGACCCUAUGCGAACUCUGCGCCGUGGCCGCAGUCGGGAGCCACUAUGAUGGCGACAAGUUGGACGGACCGGUCUUGGACGCCUUGUUCCAGACCGCCACGAUUUAUAUGAGUGACUGUAUCGAGUCACAGUUUCUGCGAGGCAUGAGAGUGCUUCUGUGUCUCGGCAUCGUUUCAUCUUUGACCAAGCGCACGAGCGCUCGUUUAUCGAUCGCUUCUGGAUUGAGACUGGCACGUUGGGCACGUCUGCAGCAGCAAGAUAUCUUGCCCUGGGUCGCCUACCGGAAAGUCUACCGAUCGCUUGUCUUUAUGGAGUGCUGGCUUGCUUCGACCCUCGGAUACCAGCCUGAUCUCAGUCACGACGAGGCCGAGCUUGCGAGCCAAGAGAUUAUCGAAGCCCAACCAAGAACCGAGAACCGCAUCCAAGCCGAAGUAUGUACGAUUGGUUUGAUGGUGGCAGGGAUCAUGCAGGAUGUCGACAAGCCGACUUCAGCAGUGUUUUCCGUGGUUGAGAAGCAUUCAAGGAUAUUAGGUGAGUGGCAGGAGAAACUACCCGAUUCAAUGAGACUGGAUGCGCUCGUCCCCCCGGGCCACGGGACCGGGCUUCCAGAGCCGCACCGUCAUAGCCUUAUUCUCGUACAUGUGAUGUUUCUGGGGGCCAAGAUGAUGCUCCAGAGACGACUGCUGGUGGAAAUGGCCAACUGUCGAAUGACGAGGCGAUGGACGCUUGAUGGAACGCCCAGGCAGGGUGAGAGCAUUCAAAGAGAGUGUGUCGAGGCUGCGGAACUGUGUGUCCAUCUCUUUGAGGUGCUUGGGUACACGAAGCAAAAGCGUCGCACCUGUUGGCUCUGCGUUGGUCAGGCGUUUAGCGCAUGCAGCGUUCUCCUCUUCGCGGCCGCUCAGCGACUCUUAUACGAUCAGAGAGAUAGUGUUCAGGUCUACCUCUCUGGGUCCCAGGAAUGCAUUAAUAUGCUCGCCAGUUGCAGUGUUGUGGACCGUGUGGCAAACUCGUUGCUCCAGAUCGUCCGACCACUGCACCAGGAUCUUCAGCGACUAGCUAGUACCGAAUCCAGCAGUCGACCGAAGAGCGGAAUCUACGAUCUACUCGAAAAUCCACAUGCGGAUGCUGCCACCAGUCCACCCACCACGGCAGGCAUGCGAGGGUGGUCCCCAGGAGCCCAGCAAUACCAAGGCAUUACCGGCGAACCCAGUGCGUUGCCGCCGCCGAUCCGCACAGCCGCUAUACCGGCCAUGCAGCAUGCGAUUGAAGUUCUGGGAAAUCCGUUUGGCCUGCCCAGGAGGCUGAACACCGAUUCGUUCGCCGCCGGGGACCCUAUCGCUCCGAGCUGGAGCUGA
Molecule: messenger RNA, 1971 nt
Organism: Fonsecaea pedrosoi CBS 271.37
Lineage: Eukaryota; Fungi; Ascomycota; Eurotiomycetes; Chaetothyriales; Herpotrichiellaceae
Exons: 7
Coding region: 1-1971 (656 amino acids)
Biological process (GO): regulation of DNA-templated transcription
Molecular function (GO): DNA-binding transcription factor activity, RNA polymerase II-specific; zinc ion binding
Source: RefSeq, a predicted model, not a curated record